Linum tenue is the source of this 1573-nucleotide messenger RNA. The record is from the annotation of a GenBank genome assembly. NCBI's taxonomy places the organism in Eukaryota, Viridiplantae, Streptophyta, Magnoliopsida, Malpighiales, Linaceae.
CCUUUUCACUCCUCCUACCAAUCCCAAUCUUUCCCUCAUCGUCUCCCCUGUUUCUCCUCCGCAUUUUCUCCGACCACGUCCGACGCCGGCGAUAAAGAGAAACGCUCUGUUAAAAGGGGGUUUUUCUUUAUAACGUUCUCGUGGUCGUCGCCUGGUCAAAGAUUGGCUCCGAUCGCCUGCUGUUGACUGGUACAGGUCGUGCUAUUUGGUGGGAGCUCAGGUAAGGGGGAAAAGCUUACCCACGCCUUUGUUCUUUUACUUUAUAUUCUUUCCGGCGAUUGCCAACUUGCAUGCGACCGAAAUUUGAAACUGGGUUUUCUAGAAUUAGGCUGUUUGGAGGUUUCUAUGUAGAGAGGCAACAUAGAUUUUCUUUUUUGUAUCCUCGAAAGUUGAUUUGAUUUUUUUGUAUUGGGAUAAAAUGAUGGAGAAAUCGAUUCUGUGGCGGAUUCAACGAUGCUCCUAAUAUGUACGAUUGAAGAAUCUGGUUCUGAGUUUGCGAAGAAACUAAUAAUAAUGCAAAAAGAAAAAUGGGGGUCAUUGUAGGUUGUAACAAGAAGCGCCUUUCGGGACAAAGAUCAAAUCUUUACAUGCUAAGGCAUUUCGCAUGCCUUCCAGCAAUCAGUCAGGGAUAUGAGGAAGAGAUAUUGAUGUACAGAUAAAAGUAUUGCUGAUACUGUGUUAUAAGUAUAACUGCAUUGUUGAAGAUAAGAUUUCACAAAUCACAAUGGAGCAUCGAUCGGCAUCCCCAAAACUAGAGAACCUAGAUGCUCCUCUCCACUUGUUAGGGUUUGAGAUCGAGGAAUUGUCACCAAGCAAAGUCGCGGGUCGCCUUCUGAUAACGGAAAAAUGUGUGCAGCCUUUCAAGGUGCUGCACGGUGGAGUAUCCGCGUUGAUGGCAGAGGCUUUAGCUGGCAUUGGGGCGAAAAUGGCAUCAGGUUAUAAGAGGGUUGCUACCAUUCACCUCAGCAUUAGUCAUUUGAAGCAUGCUGAUCUCGGGGAUCUUGUUGUCGCUGAAGCCGCUCCUGUCCAUGUUGGCAAAACCAUUCAGGUUGUUUGGGAGGUGCAAAUUUGGAAAGUUGAUCCUUCGAAUUCGGACAAGAAGUCUUUGGUUUCAUCAUCCAGAGUCACUCUCUUAAGCAACAUGCGGGUGCCCGAACAUGCCAAAGGAGCUGAUGAAAAUCUCAAGAGAUAUGCUAAACUGUGAAAAAAACAUGUGCGUACUGUAUGGUUAAGGCCUUAUUCCAUGUCAAUGAUGCAUUAUAAUUCUCGGUAUUAUUAAUAGUUUUAGUUAUUGUUUAGGAAUCGUAUUAAUUAUUAAGGUAUUUAAGGUAGUUUCUUUAGGAUUAAGUUACCGUAUCCUUGUAGGAUUGGUAAGUGAUUAGGUUUUCCGUUUCUCCUAUAAAUAUGUACUCGGUUUCUACGUUUUAAAAAGUCAAUGAAGAAGAAAACCCCUAAUUUAGUUGUUUUAGUUUAUUUAUCGUUUUUGUGCUGCGAUGCUUGAUCCGUCAAUGCAUCAAUUGGUAUCAGAGCCUGGUUCGAGAGAACCGAGCUCGCUGCUGCAGCUCCCAGGGCA